Molecule: messenger RNA, 5247 nt
Organism: Eriocheir sinensis (Chinese mitten crab)
Lineage: Eukaryota; Metazoa; Arthropoda; Malacostraca; Decapoda; Varunidae
Product: serine/arginine repetitive matrix protein 1-like
Exons: 5
Coding region: 926-4618 (1230 amino acids)
Molecular function (GO): protein binding
Source: RefSeq, a predicted model, not a curated record
CUCUCGGGCGGUCGAUACGGCAAGGGGACUGACAGCGGGAGCACAGGCGGCAGCAGCAGACGACUCCCCUCUCUCUCCCUUCCUAGUUUCCUUACAUCAGGGCGAGGGGCGGGUCGCGCAACACCUCCGCUCACCGAAUCCCGAGGCACGCUGGGCCCUACCAUAGCCCUGCACCCCUAUACUACACCCCACCGGCGGCUCUAGUACUGUCCCCAACCCUCGCCUCUCCCCAUGGCCCUGGUUCACGCCUAAGCCGCUGCACUGGGCCUAUAGAGCGGUCGGGAGGGAAAGGUUACAUUCUGGGACUGCAUUGUUUUGUGUUCGCGUGAGGGCGUAUGGUUGGGCUUUGUUCCUAAGGCUUUCCCGGCGUGUGGGGUGUUCAGGGCGUGUGCUGAGGCUUCCACUGGGUCUGAGAGUGGGUAUAGAGGCGUUUGUGUGUCCCUGGCAAGAGUAUCACCGGGGCAAUGGUAACGCGAGGUGUGUUCCCCUGGUGUGUGCGGGUACCGUGCUGCUGAAGGCGACGAGGAUUUGGCCCACCCGACGAUGCGUGCAAUGGCGUGACGGCGACGUGCAGCCCUCCGGUGUGAGUGCGUGAGUGAGUGUGAGGGCGUGAGUGCGUGCGGAGGAACACCAUAACCGCGAGGAGGAGAGCGGAGUGAGGCUGUGAGAUACGAAGAAGAGAAGAAAGGAAAGGAGGAGAUUGGAAGCACGCCAUUCAGCCAACCCAGACCAUCCCGGCGGCAAGCAAGCACACACACACACACACACACACACACACAUCUCAGUUCGGGGAAAUCGAAGUGCCUCUCGCAUCCUCGGACCCAUGAGACUACGAGCGAGGAGGAAGAGGAGGAGGAGACACUCAAUGGCAUAAGACCCCGACCCCCACGGCCCUCCAACCAGCCCCCGCCUCACCCCCAACGCCAUGGCCAGCGCGGCGGGUACCCAGGCCCUACAGCAGGCCCAACAGAACCCGCAGCAGAACCCACAGCAGCAGAACCCCCAGCAGAACCCAGCGCCCAGUUCCCAGCAGCAGCAACAGCAGCAGACGCACAAACGCCAAACAUCAUGCAAAACGAAAAGCUCCUCCGCGGAUUAUGCCAACGUGCGUACGACCGAGGCCACGCAGACGCAGAUCCUGGAGCGCAUGGUUGGAGAUCGAGUGUGUGUGACCCGACCCGAGGAGGACAGGAGGAGGCGGACCAUUAUCGUGGAGAAGGAGAACAACAGCUUUGGGUUCACGAUACAGAGCUAUGGGAUUCACUACAAGAGGGACGGGGAGAUCGAGGUCAUUACUUAUGUGGACUUCGUGGAGUAUAGCGGACCCGCCUUCCGUGCCGGCAUGCGUGAGGGUGACGUCAUCCUGUCCAUUAACGGCCAGGACAUGGAGAAGGCGGAUCACAAGGCGCUGGUCAACUUUAUCCAGAGCUGCGGCGACCGAAUGAGAAUGGUCGUGCUUUUUGAAGACUGCGUGCAUAAGGUGGAGCUGCACAUGCGCUACAUCCAGCUGCAGCGCCUCCUGCAGGACAAGAUGAACGAGCUGGAGCGGCUGUGUCACCAGGAGAAGUCUCUGCUGGCGGGUAAGUUGGCCUCGUCCCCCGCGCGCCACGCCCACAACAUCGCUCACGCCCGCCUGCUGGACUGGCUCAAGGCUCAGCGCCGCCUCCUGCCGCCCCCCCGCUACCUCACCUGCCUCCUCCCGCCCCCCGCCACCCCCACCCACAACACCGCCUCCACCGCCCCCAACACCUCCUCCACCUCCACCUUAGCCACCGCCGCGCUCCUUCACCACCACCUCCACCUCCACAACAUCCACCCCCCUCACCUCCCUCACCUCCAUCACUCUCACUCCACCACAGGUCUGCGGCACCACCACCACCACCAUCACCACCACCACCACCGCCACCUCCCGGGUGCCUCGCACAGCUGCAGGCACUCGGCACACAGCCACCCCCACCCCCCCACCCCGCGGGAGGAGGGCUGUGGGGCCCAGGGGGGGGAGGGCGGCCGACGCCCCGUCGCCAGGGCGCCCACGCCUCCCCCGCCCCCGGCCCUGCCGCCCCGGCGAGAGGCACACAGCCCUGACCCCGCCCCGCCCCCACGUUCGGCCCCCCCGACCAGCCUGGUGCCCUCAGCGGACUUUCACUUCAGCCUGUACGCGGACCCCGCCGUCAUGCCGCUCUGCAGCCCCGCCGGCGGCGCCCGCUAUCCCUGGGGCGCGCGACGCCUCUACGCCAACGCACUGCCCGCCGCGGCCGACCUGCCCUACACACCGCCGCCACCGCCGCCGCCCGCCUGCACCAACCCGCUGUGCUGCAGCAGCCACGCCUCCAGGCCUGACCGGCGGGGGCCACUGACUCCAGGGGAGCGAGAGGCGAGGGGCCGCGGUCCAGGGCGUGCGGGGGAGGAGGGCGAGGCGCGAGGCUUCCCCAGUCACCGGCGGGCACUGAGCGCCGAGGCGUGGCGCGGCCCCGACGACGCGGACUCAUGGCACGAGGCGGAGCUGAGCCGCCUGAGGGAGCCCCGCCCCGCCCAGGAGGCCCCCGCCCCGGACGGCAGCAUCCCGGGGCAGCGUGGCCAGGCUGGGGUCGGGGUGCGGGGCAGCGGCGCCAGGAGGGAUCAGGCAUCCCGGCAGAGCGGCCGCAGCAGCAGGACGCCGGAGGGCGAGGAGGGCGGCCUGCGCCGCUCCCACUCGGCGCGGCUGAGCAAGGCGUACUCCAUCUCGUGCGUGCCCGGCGACCAGUGCCUCACCUACGACACCGUCAUCCGCGAGCUGAAGGGCGGCGCGGCACCACCCCAGCCCCGCAAGGAGCCGGUCACCCCCCCGGCGCCUCCCUCGCCGCCCCACUCGGCGGGGCUGUGCGGGUUGGAGGUGUACGACCGCAGCCCGAAGAGGCCGACGCGGCGCUCCGUGUUCCACUACUGCACCUCCAGUCUGCCGCACCGCCGCGCCGCGCGGGCCAAGAAGAAGCGAGAGUCCAGCUCGGCGCCGAGGGUCAAGUCCUCCUCGCUGGACGAGGACAAGCUCAUCAACCUGUCGGGCCCCGAGGAGGCCGCCGGCGAGAAGAUUGAGUACGGGCUGGAGGACGAGCCCGAGGAGGUGUCGUCCCACGUGCGGCCCAACGAGUUGCAGCUGCGGCAGUUCCUGUCGCUGCCCUUCGCCGCCUCCACGCCCGAGCCGGCCAUCGUGCGCGGCGGCUCCUUCACGGAGCCCCACCGGCCACGCACCGCCUCGGGGGAGCGCCACUGGAGUCUCUCGCGGCCCCCUAGAGUCGAGGGGCCGCCUUUGCAGCAGCCCCGCGACGCGACGCCCAAGGCAGCCAAGCACCGGUCCUGCAACUCCCUGUGCGAGCCGCCGCCGCCGCCGCCAGACAAGCGGGACAGUCCUCCCAAGAAGACGCCGGCCAUCAGCCGCUCAGAGUCGUUCCGGCUGUCCACGCAGUCCCUGGUGGGGCCGCCGCCCCCCCGAGAGUGUUCCAAAGGCUCCUGCACCCACGUGACCAAAGCGCGGCCCCCCGCCAGGACGCCGGGCAGGGAGGGCGGCGAGGGCGUGGACGCGUUCCUGCUGGGGAGGCUCACGGGCGGCGGCCACGGCAAGGCGGAGGAGGUGGCGGGCAGCAGUCCCGCCUGGCGCAAGCCGCCGCAGCCGCUGCGGCCUGACUGGGCUGCCGGCGGCUCGACGGAGAAAGUGCGACGCAAGAGCAGCAGCGGCGGGGCGCGGCGCGAGCGCGAUGCUGAGGGGCGGGAGAGCCUCACCGCCAGCUGGAUCUACGCCUCGGCGGCGGCGGAGGAGGCGCGGGGCUGGGCGGCCCAAAGGAAGGGGUCCUUCAAGGCCCAGGCCAAGCACAAGUCACGUUCGGCAGACCCUCCACCCACCUUGGCGCCCCCUCAGGCCACCAAGCAGGCCCAGCCCCCCCCACAGGCCUUGCUGCCUGCCCGCCGCAGUCGCUCCAGCUCAUCCUUCUCGUGGGCGGGCAGCGAGGAGCGCGCCGCCGCCACCACCAGCAGCGCCGCCUCGGACCACUCGGGCCGCACGGUGGUCUCGGCGCGCUCCCGCUCUCUCUGCACGGACUCGCUCGUUACGCCCGCCCGCGAGGCAUCCGCUUCCGCCGCCGACGUGUAUCGCUUUGCCCCGCCGCCGCAGGAGCCGCGCCUGAGGUCAGACUCCUUGGAGGCGCGCUGGUCGUCAGACAACUCCCUGGAAGAGCGGCCCGGCGAGGCGCGCACCCCUGCCUACGACAGCCUGCCUUCGGAGGUGUCCAGCGAGUCCUCAGUGUACGGUACGCCGCGCCCCCGACAGUGCCUGGCGCCGGCGCGCGAGGACCGCGGCGUGCUCAGUGACGACGAGGCGUCCGUCGAUCUAGACGCGGCGCCGCGGCCGCGCAGGAACCCGCCGCCGCGCCGCAGGAAGUCCCAGGGCGCCCGCCCCGGCGAGGAGGCACCUUCGCGCCCGCCCGCCCUGCCCUUCCCACCCCCGCCUUGGCCCGCCAUGCCCCCGCGGGCAGCCUCCUCCCCCCAGGAGUCCUCCGGCAGCGAGUGGUUCCCGGCGGGGGACGUGAGCCGCACCGUGGGGGCGCUGGCCGCUUCCCUCUCCGCCUACCGCACCCACAUGGCCUGAGUCGCGGCCGCCCCCGCGGCACCCCCGCUCCCUGCGGCGCCCUGCCGCCAUUCCUCUUAGUCCUAGAGAACGUUUUCACACUUAUUUGUGGCAUGUGUUUGUUUUCAGCAUGUUUUCUCCGCAGUAGCUCAGCUCAGCAUGCCCGAAAAGCAGGCAGGCAGGCAGGCAGGCAGGCAGCCGGUCAGCCACUGUCCAGCAGGCAGUGGCGUCCCCUCACUCACCCACCACUUACUUACUCACUUACUACUACUUACUACUGGACCAGUAUUUUUUUACUCAGCCUCGUCACUGUUCCCUCCACUGUAAAUAUUUAUAACGCACAUCCCAAGCUUUUUUAAUACAUUUUACUAUAAAGUCAGAAUGUGACACGCGUGACUGUUGAGGCGCGUCACCCAGCCUUGAACACGACCAAUAACCCUCGGCUCAGAGCAGCCAUCACGCCACGCCCGCCCCGCCCCGCCCCGCCCCGCCCAGCCCCGACCUGCACCGACCCGACACGACCCGUCACCUCCCUCACCCACCAAGGGCGAUCCUUCUCCUCCUCUUCCUUCUCCUCGUCGUUGUCCUCCUCCUUCACCUCCUCCUCCCCUCUUCCCCCUCCCCCCCCCGUCAGUGUCCACAACGAACAC